This is a messenger RNA of Paramecium octaurelia, 2713 nucleotides long. NCBI's taxonomy places the organism in Eukaryota, Ciliophora, Oligohymenophorea, Peniculida, Parameciidae. The record is from the annotation of a GenBank genome assembly.
AUGAUUUAUUCUCAGUAAACAUAAUAAGAAUACAAAGAAAUGGGAUUACAAGGAUUUGAUGCAUCUGAUCACUCCUUAGCUCAACUACAAUAAGAGAAAACCAGAUUAAACCAGGUAUUUUGUGGAGUUAUUUUAGGAACGAUAAGAAUUCAUAUUUUUUAUGCAAGAGUACAUCGUGGAUUGUCUUACUUAUGAAAAUCAAGAGAUUGAUGAUGAUGUACAGACAUUCUAUAAUAUCAGUAGGUUGUUUAAAAGAUAAAAAAUAUAUGUUAAAAAAUGGUACUUAAACCCUUAUGGAAUUACGAAGAUUUUAGUGUGGAAUUGGAGCAGCAACUGGAGACUUUAACACGUAAGCACAAACUUUCUAUUUUGAAUAUUUUAGACGAUUAUAUCGUAUUGAAUUAAGUCAAAUUAAUCAUUUCCAGUUUCGAUGCAUAUAACUAAACCAAGUUUAAUUAAAUAAGUAUUCACUGUCUUUAAACAUUGAAAAACCUAAGUUCUACAGAGACAAAGUAAUUAAAGAGGAUGAAUCAGUACAUUGAAGGUAUUUAUAAACAAUAACCAAAGUACAAGAAUUGAUUCCGAACUAAUCGGAUCGAGUGGAAGAGAUUAAUUAGCUGCUUACAAUUUUGAUCUCGUAUAAUCUUAUUAUUUUAUAUUAGAAUGCAAGAUAAUACACUUUUCAUGGAAUCCUGGAACUAUUCUUCUAACUAAUUUGUGAACACAAAUUAACAAGAUUUAUAAUACUAGGUCAAAAAAUAGGAUGCCGAUGUUAUUUUGAUUGAUACGUAUGGGAUCAAUCAAGAAGUGGCAAGAACUCUAUUUUAAUUGCUGCCUGAUUAUGAACUAGUUUUGCCUCAACUCCUAUCCACAAUUAACUUAAACAAGGGUAAUUUGUAACAUGUAAGAAAUUCUACAUUACCUAUUUAAUUAGGCAUUGUCCAAUUUGUACGAUUUGCAAUCUAAAAUGAUGGAUCACCUGAACCCUCUCACUUUAAAGGGCAAGGGCAUGGUUUGUUGUGCAAAUGAAGGCUUUGCAGGGAAUGAAUUUAUAUGUUUUUACUUUGGUGAAGUAUACACCCCGUAGAGAUGGUUCGAGAAAUAAACAAUAUUCCACAAGAGAAUGUAGGAUGGCAAUCGAAAAACAUGUUCUCAAAGUCCAUAUGCCGAAUUCUUCAUUCAUGAUGAUCUGCUGGUAAUGUUUGAAAAAUAAGUUUAAGUUUAUAGACCCCUCUAGGUAUGGAAAUAUGGCUCAGCACAUUUCAUAUUCAUGUGAUCCCAAUUGUAGACUUACCACGGUGACUGUUCACUAACAGAAUUUGUUGGCAGUUAUUGCAUCAAGAAAAAUCAAUUGCUUUGAGGAAUUGACCUUGCCCUUCCCUUAAACUUCCCAAGAUCAAUGUCUAUGUGGAUCAAUACAUUGCAAACGAAAAUAAAGUCUAGAAUUAGAAAGUGCUCAUCAAUUUAGCAUUUACUCAAAUUAUAUAGAAAGAAAUGUAAUUUUGCUUCAAUCCACUUUAAUGUCUAACCAAAACACAUAAAAUGAUAUCCCUGAAUGGUUGGCUAAUUGGCAGAAGCUUAACCAUUAAUAGAAUUACAUUAACAUUUUAUCCUGCGUUGAUAAAGUCAAAUUUGUUUUAUAACAUUUAAAGACGAUAUAACCGCCCAUUUUUCUAGUAACUAACAUUUUCAAUUAAUUCUGGAAGAAUUCAGAAACCAAUACAUAAAAAAUCCAAAUGGAGUCCUCAAUUAUGAAUGAAAUUGUUGUGUUCCUAAAGAGACAUUCAUAAUUGCAUUAAUGCUAAAUAGGAUUAGAAAUAAUCAAUCAAAUGAGGAAGAUUAUUGACUAAAAUAAUGACUAUGCUCUGCAAUUGACAAGAAUGCUCUUUUUAUUAUUGAGCGAGAUUAUUUUGAAUAUAGAAUCCUGUUCAUUCAAUAACAAAGCCUUCUCCACUAUUUUGUACUUCAUGUCAUUCACUCACACAUACUUCUCAUCCACCUAAUAUUAGGGAUUUGAUGGAAAACCCUUCGAAGAAACCGAAUUUGAAUACAUUCCUUAACCAAAAAAUAAAUCGAAAUUGACAUUAUCUAAAUAAUAUACACCUUAAUUCAUUUGGGGUUAAUUGAUCAAUUGGAAUAAGUAAACACUAUAAAAUCCUUAAUCUUCAAUGGCACAAGAGAGGAGAGGAGUUUUGUGCUAUCCCUCCUUGCUAUUAUCAUUUGAUAAUAAACAUAAGACUUUUCCAUAUUAAUGUAAGACCAGAGAGAAAUAUCUGGAGUAUUUUUAAUCCAAAAAAGAGAUUCAACCUGAUUUAUCAACUUGGUCAUACAAAAACUAACAUAAGUACUAUAUUUUAACCUAUUUUAGCAUAUAUGGAACAAUAUUUUUUGAAUAAUACUUCUCCUUAAAUAAGGUUGGAGAGGAGUUUGUUAGUCAAGUAUGUAAACUAGGCACGCAAACAUUUGAAAAAAAAUUUCAGUAUUGGUUGUAUAUCGAAAAUUGUUUCGAUAUGAAUCAAUAGCUAGUAGAUGAUUUAUAGACCAUCUUUUCAGAGUAUAAAUUUAAUUAAAUUUAAUUAGAAACUUUUAAGCUUUUUUUGAUCAAACUCCAAAAAGCAAUUUAUCUACAGAUUACGAUGAUAAUUAAAGAAAAAAAGUUAAGUACAAUUAAGAUACAAUAAUUGCCGAAGAAACUCAAUUUAGUACAUAUUGA